Messenger RNA from Culex pipiens pallens (northern house mosquito), 648 nucleotides. RefSeq lists its product as uncharacterized. The transcript is spliced from 2 exons. The coding region runs from base 63 to 563 and encodes 166 amino acids. Lineage: Eukaryota; Metazoa; Arthropoda; Insecta; Diptera; Culicidae. The record is from RefSeq and is a predicted model, not a curated record.
AGCAUAGAAUUUAUUAUUCAAAAAGCUUGAACACUGCUGUUUCCUCCAGAAUUGAACCAAAUAUGAUAACCGUCGUUACGACUAUACGUCCAAGGACCAUCAGCCGCGGACGACCCAGGACCAAGUUGACGGUAGUUUCGUUUUGGAGAUUGAGUUUUAUUAUUAUUAAACCUGGGAUGACUGUUGUCGUCGUCGUCGCCGCCAUCGUUCAUCAAUUCACGUGGCUUCAAUCGACGGGAGGGGGUUGGAGUGACCGAAUAGGUGGCCAUUACUGUCGUACUCCUCCUUUUGUGAGCAUGAGGCAGUGCCUUCAUUACGUUACCGGCAUUAGACGCCUGACGCGGGACGGUUGCAUACGAAAUUACUUCGGGAGGUUCUCUAAACGUCUCAAGCUCCAGGAAAAGAAGUGGUGCGAGGACAAUUGUGAGCACCUGGUGUAUUGCAUCACACGUGGGAACGAGGGGGAAGGAAGAUUCUUACCCAUACCGGAGGAAGAACACAAAGUCACAGGUUCAAGUUUGCCUUCGACGUCGUCGUCAAUUAUGGACGGAGGUUUUAAAUGAAAGGUAGCAUGAGCAAUGACGAGCAUGGGGUUGGGAAGUCGAAAUUACGGUGAGUGCACUUGCAGUGGGGUAUUAAAACACUAAA